CUCCUGGCCUUCACGGCCGUCCCCAAUUGCUUCACGCAUGUACGCGAUGAACGGCCGGAGUAGCGCGCCAUGUUCAAAUACGACUGACGGCUUCAUCCUCCGAUCCCUGCUCGCUCGACAUGUCUCUCCAACGACGCGUUGCUCUCGUCACUGGCGCUGCUCAAGGGAUGGGCAAGGCGAUCGCCAUCCGGCUAGCCAAGGAUGGUCUCAAUGUCGGCGUGAGCGACAUACCUGCAAAGCGAUCUGCUCUUGAGGAAGUUGCAAAGAGCAUUGAGAGCAAUGGCGGCAAUGCCGUCGUGCUUCCUGGGGACGUUUCGAAGGAAGAGGAUGUCAGUGCGAUGGUCGACGGUACUGCGGCUGCGCUCGGGGGACUCCAUGUGAUGGUUGCGAACGCCGGCGUGGGCCCUGGGUGUCCCUUCCUCGAAGAAACCGUCGAAGGAUUCAACAAAACGAUGGCGAUCAACGGUCUCAGCGUCUUUCUCUGCUUCAAGUACGCCGCAAAGAAGAUCAUCGAGCAGGGCCACGGAGAGGGGCGGCUCAUCGCGGCUUCGUCAUUGGCUGGGAAGAUGGCGUACCCCGGAUUUACGGGAUACAAUGCCAGCAAGUUUGCCAUGCGCGGCGUCGUUCAAACUGCAGCUAUCGAGCUUGGUCCUCACGGCAUCACCGCAAACGCAUAUGCGCCAGGGACCAUCGACACUCCCCUCACACGAACGCCUGAGGUAUCUGACCGCGUCGAUCUCAAUGCGAUCGCCGCUACCCUUCCUAUGAGGCGCGUCGGUCAGCCGGGCGAUAUCGCUGCCCUGGUGUCAUACCUCGCCAGCGUUGACUCCGGAUACGUCACCGGUUCGUGUCAAAUCUCGAGCUUAAACCUCAUUAAACUGACCGCUCUUUCACUCGAAUUGCCUUCAGGCCAAACGAUAACAAUAGACGGAGGAUGGCGGGUUGACUAGAGCUCUUGCUAGAAUAGCAGUAUAUGGGAUAUCACGCCUCGGAAGCUGGAGUUUACCUCGCACAGAUCGCAUAAUGCGCCGCCAGGCGCUACUGUUGCAUUGGAUCUAUAUAAUAUUGCUAUUCGGUCUGUCAAUAUCAGUAAUAUAACGAGUGCAGCAAGAGUAAAGCAUGACGCAUUCAUAACAUAUACUACACCUUACGACCUUCCCGUAUCAGUAGGCC
This is a messenger RNA of Schizophyllum commune H4-8, 1173 nucleotides long. RefSeq names its product NAD(P)-binding protein. Gene Ontology annotation, molecular function: oxidoreductase activity. The transcript has 9 exons. The record is from RefSeq and is a predicted model, not a curated record. Bases 120 to 950 code for a protein of 276 amino acids. NCBI's taxonomy places the organism in Eukaryota, Fungi, Basidiomycota, Agaricomycetes, Agaricales, Schizophyllaceae.